GCAGGGGACCUAACCUCAGGGUGGGUGGAGGCUUCUCUGAGGAAGCAGUGCUGUCUGAAAAUGAAACGGGAAGGCACAGUGAAUUGCUCACAGGUAAGAAAGAGCGGGGCUUCUUGGUGGCAAAUUGUCACUGACUGUAACUGGUGAGACAGAAAGAAGGAAUGGAGAGCAAAGAGAGAUGGAAGCCCUGACAGACAGGUAGGCAGGGAUCCGCUCACAGGGGUUUUGUACUUAGAACUUAGAAAUUUAUCCAAAGAGCCACAGGGAAACCAAAAGGUUUUAUUCACGGGUAUGACUUGGCCUUGUAGGAGUGCAAGUGGGAGACGGUAGGCUGAACUCAGGUCGUGGCGGCAGGACAGGAGACUCUUCCAAUGAGUAGCUCUGAUGUGCCAGGCUUGGUUAAAAUGCUUUACAUGCAUUCUCCAGUCUGAUCCUCCCAGCAGUCUUUAAAGGCAGGGAAGGAUUACUGACAUCUCCAUUUUUUAGGUGAGGCACAGAGAGUAAAUCACACAGUCAUUGUCAGGGCUGGAACAGAACCCACGAAGAUAUCCUCUGGGUCCUGCAUGACACCACACUGCCUCCCACAGGACUGAGGCAAAGUGGACUAAUUAGAAAGAUGUGGGUGGAGAAAGUGGUCCUCUCUUGCUGUGCCACAAACCCUUUUUACAUGUUCUCUCUCUCCCAUGCUUCCCAAUAAGUGGCCCUCUGCCUCUUGCUAACAUCUCCUGACUGAUCCUGUGUGCCCCUUUUUCCACUGCCUUUCCUGUAUUUUCCAGAAAAAGAUGCAGGGAUAUCAUUAGUACAGGUUUUAGAGAGACCAUGCUGGAGAGCUCAUCUACUGUACCUGUUCAUUUUAGAGAUGAGAGGGGGAACAUUGAUCCAGCCAAUGUGAAAUUCCGUCCGUCAGGAUAGAUGUCGGACCUAGGACACAAGCUUCCCAGCUUUCGCUGCUCUUUCCACAAUUCUCAGCUUCCUGCAGCUGAAGGAGAAAUUUGAGCCUCUGAGAGAGCAUGAUAAUAAUGGCUCAUGUUUGCUGAGCUGCUUAUUGCCUUCUAGUCAGUGUUCUGAAAGUUUCUGUGUGUGUGUGCUCAUUGAAUUCUCACAAUCAUUUGAGGUAGACACUAGUAUCAUCUCCAUUUUGCAGAUGAGGAAUCUGGAGCACAGAGAGGUUAAGCAGAGUGCCCAGUGUCACACAUCACAGAAGAUCUUAUUAGACGGAAUGCUGAACACAAUGACUGUGUCAUUUUUUCCCUGGAGGAACUCUCCUUGCAUCAGCAAGAAAUAGAAAGACUAGAACACAUUGAUAAAUGGUGCCGGGAUUUAAAAAUUCUCUAUCUUCAAAAUAAUCUUAUUGGGAAAAUUGAAAAUGUUAGCAAACUCAAGAAACUUGAAUAUUUGAAUUUGGCUUUAAACAACAUUGAAAAAAUAGAAAACUUGGAAGGAUGUGAAGAACUGGCAAAACUUGACUUGACUGUAAAUUUCAUUGGAGAGCUGAGCAGCAUUAAAACCUUGAAGCACAAUAUCCAUCUGAAGGAACUGUUUCUCAUGGGGAACCCAUGUGCUUCCUUUGACCACUAUAGGGAGUUCGUGGUAGCAACUCUUCCACAAUUAAAGUGGUUGGAUGGUAAAGAAAUAGAGCCUUCAGAAAGGAUUAAGGCAUUGCAGGACUAUUCGGUAAUUGAACCACAAAUCAGAGAGCAGGAAAAAGAUCACUGCCUUAAAAGAGCCAAACUCAAGGAAGAGGCUCAGAGGAAGCAUCAAGAAGAGGAUACAAAUGAAGACAAGAGAAGUAACUCAGGCUCUGAUGGACGUUGGUACACAGACAUCAAUUCUACUCUUUCCUCUUUAGAGAGCAAAGACCACCUACAGCCAGCAGACAUACAAGAACACAGCACAAAGAAAUUAGACACAAGUGAAGAUGAUUUAGAAUUCUGGAAUAAGCCCUGUUUGUUUACUCCUGAAUCAAGAUUGGAAACUCUUAGACACAUGGAAAAACAACGGAAAAAUCAGGAAAAAUUAAGUGAAAAAAAGAAGAAAGUGAAACCACCCAGGACUUUGAUCACUGAAAAUGGGAAAGCUCUGAAUGUAAAUGAGCCCAAAAUUGACUUCUCUUUGAACGACAAUGAAAAGCAGAUCAUCCUGGACCUUGCUGUCUAUAGAUAUAUGGAUACCUCUUUAAUUGAUGUUGAUGUGCAACCAACUUACGUACGAGUAAUGAUCAAAGGAAAGCCAUUUCAGCUUGUCCUUCCUGCAGAAGUGAAACCUGAUAGCAGCUCUGCUAAAAGAUCUCAGACAACAGGUCAUCUGGUCAUCUGCAUGCCCAAGGUAGGAGAAGUAAUCACAGGUGGUCAGCGAGCAUUCAGAUCUAUGAAACCUACCUCAGACAGGAGCAGAGAACAAACAAAUGCAAGAAGCAAGCACAUGGAGAAAUUAGAAGUAGACCCUAGCAAGCACUCAUUCCCUGAUGUGACUAACAUUGUUCAAGAGAAAAAACGCACACCCAGAAGACAAUCUGAACCCAAAAUUAUACCAAAUGAGGAAGACCCAACCUUUGAAGACAACCCUGACGUGCCUCCGCUGAUUUGAAACAUCUGGUUAUGUUGUCAUUGGCUGAGACUUACCAGGUCCAACUUUGGUUGGUGUAGAAACUGUAUGCAUAUUAUUCCUGGGAUAAACAGUUAUUUGUCAAUAUUGCUACUCCAGUGUUUUGACUCUUACUUUGCAUAGUAAUAUCCUUAAGCUAGCUUCAGAUUAAAAUGUAUGUUCUACAUUUUAUAAUGAUGGGUUAAAUGCUAUAACUCAUCAUUUACCUAUAAUAAAGGGUUGGUAUUGAAAAUGUUUAGUAAGAUCAUAGAACUAUUGCAUAAAACAUUGAUUAUAAAUCCCAGAACUGUAGAUUAAGUUGUAGAUAAAAGGACUGAGUAUUAAAUUGGUACUUCAGCAAAUUGGUCAAGCUUAGAAGUUAACACUGUAAUUUCAGAUCCAAUUGGAAUACUUUAAUACAAUUUUCAACAGCA
Sapajus apella (tufted capuchin) is the source of this 3017-nucleotide messenger RNA. RefSeq names its product leucine rich repeat containing 6 (gene DNAAF11). The record is from RefSeq and is a predicted model, not a curated record. The transcript is spliced from 12 exons. Lineage: Eukaryota; Metazoa; Chordata; Mammalia; Primates; Cebidae. Gene Ontology annotation, cellular component: cytoplasm. Gene Ontology annotation, molecular function: protein binding. Gene Ontology annotation, biological process: outer dynein arm assembly. The coding region runs from base 1546 to 2586 and encodes 346 amino acids.